Messenger RNA from Pieris macdunnoughi, 1905 nucleotides. The record is from the annotation of a GenBank genome assembly. Lineage: Eukaryota; Metazoa; Arthropoda; Insecta; Lepidoptera; Pieridae.
AUGGAUGACGAUGGUGAUGACAAAGAUGAUACCAAAAGGAGGACCCGUAAUUUAAGCGAGAAAAAACGAAGAGACCAGUUUAAUAUGCUUGUUAAUGAACUGGGAGUAAUGGUGUCUUCAAGUAAUAGAAAAAUGGAUAAAUCAACUGUGCUCAAAUCGACAAUAUCAUUCUUAAAGAAUCAUAAUGAAAUUACAGUAAGAUCCCGAGCUCAUGAUGUUCAGGAAGAUUGGAAACCGCCAUUCCUUUCAAAUGAAGAAUUUACCUAUCUUGUAUUAGAGGCUUUGGAAGGUUUUCUUAUGGUUUUUUCAACAACUGGUCGAAUUUUUUAUGUCUCUGAAGGAAUUACAUCAUUGCUUGGACAUACACCGAGUGAUGUUAUAAACACAACCAUAUUUGACUUAGUGUUUGAAGACGACAGGCCAAACCUCUACAAUAUGCUUCAAAAUACUGGAAAUCCAAUUGAUCCUAAUCAAGCUCUUACGGCAGAAAAUGAAAUUAAGUUUCAAUGUCAUCUACAACGGGGCACUUUGGAUUUUCGAGAUGAGAUUACCUACGAACUUGUGGAAUUCAGUGGUCACUUUCGUUCGAACAUGAAACAAGUUGAUGGAGAGGAAAUGUACCAGAUAGAUCCCGAUUCUAGGCUCCUUUUCGUGUGUACUGGCCGGCUCUACACGCCACAGCUUAUUCGUGACGUCACGCUCGUUGACUCCAGUAGGAGUGAGUUCACAUCCCGGCACAGUCUUGAGUGGAAAUUCCUGUUUCUCGAUCACCGUGCUCCGCCGAUAAUCGGAUAUUUGCCAUUUGAAGUGUUAGGCACUUCUGGCUAUGACUAUUACCAUUUUGAUGACUUGGAAAAGGUGAUCACCUGUCAUGAGGCGUUAAUGCAAAAGGGGGAGUUGACUUCAUGUUACUAUAGAUUCCUGACAAAGGGACAGCAAUGGAUCUGGCUCCAGACACGAUUCUAUAUCACAUACCACCAAUGGAAUUCAAAGCCGGAGUUUGUUAUGUGCACGCAUAGAGUUGUUAGCUAUGCAGACAUACAAAAGAGUACAAAGCAAGAGACAUCUGAGGUUGAAGUGGCCAAGCCAACAGGUCCGAGUCACUUGAAAAUCAAGCACACAUCAGAGGAGGCGAUGCCAGCCAUGUCGCCGUCAUAUAUGUCUGAGAAUAGUGAUGUCUAUGGGAAUUCUUACCAUUCCCAUUCUAGGCCUGCGUCAGUAAAGUCCGCAUCAGCUGGUAGUACAAGUGGGACUUGUGGGUUAGUCGGAAAAGCAAACACGGCAAGCACUUCCUGGUCAUUGGCGUCUAAUACUCGCUACUCGGGCGGAUAUGAGAAUAGUAUGGCGUCAGCUGAUUCCAGAUCUUCGCAUCAGUCAAGUUCUAGAGAGAGUAAAGAAACAACGUCCCACAUGGAAGAAUCUCGUCCUAUGAGUGAAGAGUUCAACUCAAGUCGCGCUAGAAUGUUCCAGCAGCAACACAAGUCAGUUGAACCCACAGUAGUACCACAACACGGAAUUGGUGCUCAAUACCUUGAACCAGCACCUUACGUUGGUACUGUGAGCGUACCGGAAGUAGUACCUAUAGUGCCUUCAUUGCCAGUGAUUGUGUCAGAUCAAACACAAAUACAGGAGCAGCUCCAGCGCAAACACGAAGAAUUGCAGCAGAUGAUAGUGCGGCAGCAGGAGGAGUUGCGACAGGUGAAGGAGCAACUGCUGCUGGCCAGGCUUGGUAUGCUCCAACCGCUUAUUAAUGUUCAGAAUCCGUACUCCAAUGAGGAGCCCCAGCAAAAUCAGCGGUUGCCAGCACAAAUAAUGUACGAAGGUUCGACCAGCCGAAAUGUGACUUAUCCACCUCAUUCGCAACCACCACACUUGCCGCAUCACCCACAUCACCCCACCGAAUAA